Chelonoidis abingdonii (Abingdon island giant tortoise) is the source of this 1402-nucleotide messenger RNA. It is a transcript of the gene SLC25A6, whose product is annotated as solute carrier family 25 member 6. Gene Ontology annotation, cellular component: mitochondrial inner membrane. The record is from RefSeq and is a predicted model, not a curated record. NCBI's taxonomy places the organism in Eukaryota, Metazoa, Chordata, Testudines, Testudinidae. Gene Ontology annotation, biological process: negative regulation of mitochondrial outer membrane permeabilization involved in apoptotic signaling pathway; mitochondrial ATP transmembrane transport; mitochondrial ADP transmembrane transport. Gene Ontology annotation, molecular function: ATP:ADP antiporter activity.
AUGGCGGACCAGGCUCUCUCCUUCGCCAAGGACUUCCUGGCGGGUGGCGUGGCCGCGGCCAUCAGCAAAACCGCGGUGGCGCCCAUCGAGAGGGUGAAGCUGUUGCUCCAGGUACAACAUGCAAGUAAACAAAUUGCUGCUGACAAACAGUACAAGGGUAUCAUUGAUUGCGUAGUGCGUAUCCCAAAGGAGCAAGGAAUUCUGUCCUUUUGGCGUGGAAAUUUGGCAAAUGUCAUCAGAUAUUUCCCCACUCAGGCUCUCAAUUUUGCUUUCAAGGAUAAGUAUAAGCAGGUGUUCUUAGGAGGAGUGGACAAGCACACUCAAUUUUGGAGGUAUUUUGCUGGUAAUCUGGCCUCUGGUGGUGCAGCUGGUGCCACUUCUCUCUGCUUCGUCUAUCCUUUGGAUUUUGCAAGAACCCGUUUGGCUGCUGAUGUUGGAAAAGCUGGUGCCGACAGAGAAUUCAGAGGUCUGGGGGACUGUCUAGUCAAAAUUACCAAGUCUGAUGGUCUGCGUGGCUUAUAUCAAGGGUUCAAUGUGUCUGUGCAGGGUAUCAUCAUCUAUAGAGCUGCCUACUUUGGAAUCUAUGAUACAGCAAAAGGCAUGCUCCCAGAUCCCAGAAACACUCACAUUGUGAUAAGCUGGAUGAUUGCACAAACAGUGACUUCUGUGGCUGGUGUUGUCUCGUAUCCUUUUGAUACAGUGCGGCGUCGAAUGAUGAUGCAGUCAGGACGUAAAGGAGCUGACAUCAUGUACUCCGGAACAAUCGACUGUUGGAAGAAGAUUGCAAGGGAUGAAGGAGGAAAAGCUUUUUUCAAGGGUGCAUGGUCCAACGUUCUCCGAGGCAUGGGUGGUGCUUUUGUGCUCGUGCUGUAUGAUGAAUUAAAGAAAGUAAUUUAAAAACAUCCUAACUAAAAUUGGAAAUCAAGUUGAGCAGAUCAUGUAGAAUAACUUUACCAUUAUGGACCAUUGACCUUCAAGAAAUUCCUGUGUUGUCUUAUUUAUCGGGGCCAGAUCAUGUUGGUAGAUGGGGCUAGAAACUUAUCAAGGGAACUGAUCCAUUUCAAGAUGCCUUUUUUGCAGACACUGACACUGACAGUUCAGCAUACUGAAUUUUCUGUGUCAGUGGUGGGAUAUCAGUGGAAGUAGUUCUGAAUCCACAGAAGCAGUUUGGGCAAAGAAAGUUGUUGGGUUUUUUUCUAUAUUUGCCCUCCGAUCAGUCUCUAGUUUCCUGUCUUAUAGGACCAUAAAAUUGUUUGUGUAUUUGUUUAACAAAUCACGUCUAUUCCACUUGUACUUAAGCACUCUGUACUAUUUUGCACAGCUGAACCUUUAGCAAGUAUGUUCUUUUAAAUUGGGGCAUUCUGCUGUAAAACAAUAAACAUACUUACUCUGUUGAAACUAA